AUGUCGGACAAUGUAGCUGGCUUAAAGAGAUGGGGAACGCGGAAUCGUGGAUCACUCAAAAUCCUUGCCCGUCCGCGUGGCAUUCCCAAAGGCAUAUACGCGCAGAACGCUGUGAUCAAUCAUGCCCGGACAACUCGUUUAUUUUCGGAAUUCCCCGAAAUGCCAACUCCAACUCAGCUCUUCCUUCGCUUCACUUCCCCCUCGUCACCCAUGCCACUUCCAUUCCCAGAAGAGCCGGCAUCAUUCUCAGUCACCGUCUCCUCACUCGAGAGCGAAACCUUCGACGAAGAAGCGGAAUUACUCCCGCCCUCGCUCAAGCCCAGGGAUUCGUCGGACGUCGUACCCGUUAAACUAAACGCUCUCCGCCGCCCGCUUGGGCGUUCACUCAAACUCGGCGCAACAGGUCUCCGUCUACCCCUCGCCCGACCCCCAAUAACAGGAAUCUCAUACGUCGUCGCGCGCCAGAUGUAUAGCAGGAUAUCGUACAGAAUGAUAAAGGCCCAAGGUCCAAUAGUCAAUGUACCAAGAAUGAUCUAUCAAACGCUCAAUAACGGGAGCAGAAGGGGCCCAGGGAUAACCGCCCAGUUCGGCUGCAGAGACAAGUGCCAUGAACAGGGGAAAAAGUAA
This is a messenger RNA of Uncinocarpus reesii 1704, 627 nucleotides long. RefSeq lists its product as uncharacterized. Bases 1 to 627 code for a protein of 208 amino acids. Lineage: Eukaryota; Fungi; Ascomycota; Eurotiomycetes; Onygenales; Onygenaceae. The record is from RefSeq and is a predicted model, not a curated record. The transcript is spliced from 2 exons.